Messenger RNA from Theileria parva strain Muguga, 594 nucleotides. Its product is annotated as ADP-ribosylation factor family protein. The record is from RefSeq and is a predicted model, not a curated record. Bases 1 to 594 code for a protein of 197 amino acids. The transcript has a single exon. Lineage: Eukaryota; Apicomplexa; Aconoidasida; Piroplasmida; Theileriidae. Gene Ontology annotation, molecular function: GTP binding; GTPase activity.
AUGUUGAGGAGAAUAUUGAGUGAGGAGACGAAUGUGUUAAUUCUUGGCCCGAGUAAUGCUGGAAAGACUUGUCUCCUGUUUAAGCUUGUAAAUAAUAAAUUCCCACUCACAGUAGCGUCACAAACUAAUAAUACAGUCCAAAUAACACUUGAUAAAAAGGUCAUCAACCUGCAUGACCUCACUGACUCAACCCAGGUUCUGGGAUCCAAGUUUAAAAGGUGUAAAUAUAUUAUGAUUUUAGACUCCACCUGCAGAAAAUCAAUUAAACAACUGUCACUCUUGCUAUACAAUCUUAUUACUCAUGCCACUGUUAAGUUGAGUGUGGUUAACGUUGCUGAGAGUGUGAGUGUGUUGGUAUUGUGUAAUAAGAGUGAUGUGUACAAUAGUAAGAAUGUAAAUGAAGUAGAAAAGUUAAUGUUGUUAGAAUUGGAGUUGAUAUCGACGACAACUGACGACUCAGGCCAGCUGGCGAAGGUUUUUUCCAACUUGAACAGCUUAAAAGAGUUGAAAAACAUCGGAGUAGUACUUCACCUCAUGCCAUACUCAAUUAAAAACAACAACCUCCAAGAAAUUAAACAAUACAUUAUCAACUAA